AUGGGCGUGGCCGAGGUAAGGCGCCUGCGGGUACUGGAGCAGCACCGGCUGCCCAGGACCAUCUGGGUGGACAACGGCCCGGAGUUCACCUCGAAGCAUCUGGACCAGUGGGCAUGUCUGAACGAGGUAGAACCGGACUUCAGUCGGCCGGGCAAGCCCACGGACAACGCCUUCCCUAAUGUCAUGAAUGGGAGGCAUUCAACGUGCGGUUCCGGCAGGAGUGCCUGA
Geodia barretti is the source of this 228-nucleotide messenger RNA. NCBI's taxonomy places the organism in Eukaryota, Metazoa, Porifera, Demospongiae, Tetractinellida, Geodiidae. The record is from the annotation of a GenBank genome assembly.